Alligator sinensis (Chinese alligator) is the source of this 8577-nucleotide messenger RNA. RefSeq names its product doublecortin domain containing 2 (gene DCDC2). Gene Ontology annotation, biological process: intracellular signal transduction; dendrite morphogenesis; neuron migration. Bases 263 to 1888 code for a protein of 541 amino acids. Lineage: Eukaryota; Metazoa; Chordata; Crocodylia; Alligatoridae. The transcript has 12 exons. Gene Ontology annotation, cellular component: microtubule; microtubule organizing center; axoneme. The record is from RefSeq and is a predicted model, not a curated record.
GCUCUUUGCUGCUGUGCAUUCCCUGCAGCACGUCACUAUGGAAACAGUGGAAAAUAACAACAUUCCCCCCAUCCCCUGGGCCAAAGCUCCUUGAGCAGCAGCGAGAAUCAACUGCCCCAGCUUGGGUGUCCUCCUCACUCGGGGGACUGCUGGAUCAGAGCAUUAGACGCACGCCCAGCAGCAGUGCCAGCUGUGCAGCGGUGCCGUGCAGCACCCGGCUGCUCAGUGCUAAAUCCUGGGUGGGGAGAGAACCACACCCCGAAUGAAAGGAGAAGUGGGGACCCUCCCCCAGCUCAGGUGUGGACAGUGCCUGGUGGGCAGUGCUGACUGUGUAGCAGCAGCUAGAGGAGUGAGGCAACUGAACAUGAGUAGCCCCAGCACAAAGCCGUCGUGCCUGUCACAACCGAUGGUGAAGAGCGUGCUAGUGUAUCGAAAUGGGGACCCUUUCUUCCCGGGCCGCCGCAUAGUCAUCAGCGAGAAGAAGGUGUCCAACUUUGAGGUCUUCCUGAAAGAGGUGACGGGUGGGGUGAAGGCACCUUUUGGGGCUGUGCGGAACAUCUACACCCCACGCGGUGGGCAUCGCAUCCGGCAGCUGGAGGAGCUCCAGAGUGGAGAGCACUAUGUGGCUGGCGGGAGGGAGGCCUUCAAGAAACUCAACUAUUUGGACAUAGGAGAAGCAAAGAAAAAGCCUGUAGAAGUCAAUAAUGAGGUCCUCAGCAGAGGAGAGAAGAUGGAGGAUAGCUCAUGGAAACAGGUAAAGCCAGUUACACACAGUAGAAUCAAUGUGUCUGCACGGUUUCGUAAACCUCUACAGGAGCCAUGUACUAUUUUUCUGAUUGCUAAUGGAGACAUCAUAAAUCCAGCAGUACGUCUCUUCAUCCCAAGGAAAACACUGACUCAAUGGGAACAUGUUCUUGAGAUGGUUACAGAAAAAAUAACUCUCAGAAGUGGAGCUGUGCACAGGCUUUAUACUUUAGAUGGAAAACUGGUUCAGAGUGGGUCAGAUUUGGAGAAUGGGCAAUUUUACAUUGCAGUGGGCAGAGACAAGUUUAAGAAGUUGCCUUAUGGUGAUCUACUUUUCAGCAAGUCUACCAUCAGAAGACCGCAAGGCUCCAAAGCCUCUUCACUGCCUCCUAUUGCAGGAUCUCGAAAAUCUAAAGGGAGUGGGAAUGAUCGACAAUCUAAAUCUACUGUUGGAUCCAGCGACACGGGAGAGAUGGUAUCAUCGCCUCAACCUCCAAAAAGAAAAGAAAAGAAAACACAGAACCAAGAGGAGAGCCAUUCUUCUAAGAAAAACUCAAAAGUGAAACAAAAUGUAAAAGUAGCGACCUCAACUUAUGCUGUCCAAGACAAUGAUGAAGGUAUUUACAAAGCUGGUGAACGGUCUGAAAUGUUGGGAGCAGUAGAAGUCCAAGAGGAUGAAGACACUCGGGUAGAGGUGCCAGUGGAUCAGAGGCCAGCAGAAACUGUAGAUGAGGAAGAAAAUGACCACCAGGAAGAAGAGAAAGAUGAGGGAAAGGAAACAUAUGGAGAGAUGAAUGGAGAGGAAAGUUUGGAGGCUGGUAAUGAAAGGAAUGGGCUGAAAGAAAAUGAAGAGGAAGUAAAUGGGCAUUAUGAAGAAGAGGAGGGAGAAGAUGAGGAGGUUGGCUCAAAGGAAGAAGAUGAGACAACCUCCUUAAAUGGCAAAACAAAUGCAGAGAAUGGUGAAACAAUGGAACAGCUUAAUUGUCACAAUGAAGAGGAAGCAAAAAUACAAGAGGAAUUGGAUUGUCAAAGCCAGGCUGACACUCAUCCUGAAAAAACAUCAACAAACCCAAGAGUAACUAUCACCAGCCCACAAGAAAGUGAAAAAAAUGAACAAACCAAUGAAUAUGCUGCUGUGGCAUAGACAUGAAAAAGUAGAUUAGCAGAAAAUUAAGGAUUGUAAUAUUUGAAAUUGAAAGCAUGUUAUUAUCUGUUAUUGAUAAUUUAUAAUGUGAAGAUAGAGUUGAGUACCACCUAUUGAGUCUUGAAAUAGUAUUGCCAUAUAGAAUGACAUAGAUAAUGAACAUGAAUGUUUAUUAAAAAGAAGAUUGAAUUAUUUUCUCAAGAUGUGACUUUCAGAUAGAUUUUAGGGGAAAAUAUAAGGGGUUUGUUUAGCAAUGCAGUAAAUAAAUGAACUAUUUCUUCUGUGUUAUAAGAUGAUAAAUAGUAAUAGAAUCAACUCUGUGGCAUUUUUCCAAUGUGCUCAAAAAAGCAUAAGUUAGACUUCAGAAUUUUUCAACAGAUUUAUCUAGGAAAGAUAAAUAUUUUUGUGACUUUUUCAUUUGUGUAACGUUUUUCCUAGAUUAAUAAGCUGCUAAAAAUAUUACAUGUACUUUGUUUCCAAGUAUAUGUUUCAGAGAUAAUGAAUCAGACUCUCUACUCCAUGGAAUUAUACCCGGCUAGAACUGGUGCAGUGCAAUGGAGAGUCUUUCCCAAUGUUACUGGACAGUGGCUUUCCAUUGCAUUCAAUUUAGGAGCAGUAGGGAAGAUUGUAUUAAUGCAAAGCAUGUAUUUAGCACUAUAAAUAUAUGUUGUACAGUUUAAACUAAUGCUACAGCUUGUUUGCUGCUCUAAGAAGCCCUAUUGAUUUCUCCAGGUGUACCAAUGUAUAAUGAUCCACACAUGUGGAGAAAUUUGCAGGAUUUGGGCUGUUGAGGAAGACAGCUUCUCUCAGAAACAUACUGAUUUAUUUGCUUUUCAAAAUUUGGUAAUGUAUCUGGUCAAAAUGCUAAAUGUAUAUAAUAUUAUCGGUUAAGAAACCUAAAGAGCAGGUACAUAGAAGUGCAGUUAGCUUUGACUAGCUUUAUAAAGACUGGAUUUUGAUUGGUUUGAAAUUCAAGCAAUAAGAAACUAAUUUAUCACUGAAAACAAUAACCCAUAUCCUCAGUUGGUGUAGAUCAGCAUAGUGCCAUUGAAGUCAAUGGAGCCAUAUGAGUUUACAUACCACUUGAGGAUCUUGCUCACCAGUUUUGCACAAAACUCUGUGCUAGGUGUUCUGUAUAUGACAGUUCUCAAUGACAACAAAGUUAAUUUCACCUCUUCUAAUUAGCUGGUUCCUGAUAGGCUGUGAUGUCAUUUGCAUUAGUAAAUAAAGCAUUCAUCUAGAAUGUGGUAGCUUUGAUGACAUUGACUCUAUUGCCCCUUUGGAGCCAAGCCUUGACCAAUGCUGCCAAUAAGUAGGAAGUCAUAAGCACAGGGUUAUUCUCAGAUCUUGUGUAUAAAUCAUUUAUUGUACAAAAGCAAGUGGGACUUUUAGGUCUUGCUUAGGAGUAGCUUAUUUUAUUGCUUAUGCUAGAAAACUGUUACUAUGAAAGACUUAAUGUCAUUUUUAUUGUUGAUAAGAAAAUACUAAAUUCAUGAAAAAUUGCAAAAAAUGUUUUUGAAAACUGUGUAAAAUCACUUAUAAUUGGAAACCACAAAUUUCUCCAGCCACUAUUUUUCUUUUAAUUUAUUGUUUUAUGUAUUUGAUAACACUUUGUAACAGUCUGUCUCAUUCUGUAAAAGUCAGUGUCUCCCAUACUGAAAAUGUUCUUCUCCAUAUUAGUGGGAACAACAAAAUCUUCAUCCUUUUUUGUUUUGUUUUUUAAAGACUCUUCUUUACCUUUAUUUGAAAGGUAAAACUGAAAUUGUUUUUUUAAAUUAGUCAGUUAUAAAAAUUCGACAGUAUACCAUUAACUUUUAUUUAACUUUAUUAACUUACUGCAUUUCAUGAGGAAAUAUUCAAUUUUUAAAUACAAAUUUCUGUCCUAGUUAUCUGCAAAACAUCUUUGGAUGCUUUUCUAUAAAGUUGCAACAGCUUUUUAGAAAACAGGAGCAUUAGCAUUUUCAGUAUGUUACCUCUUGCAGUGACAUAUAAUUACAAAUAUGAGUGCUGGUACCAGGCACUCUUGUGUUAUUUCAAAUAGAGGUUUAGCUUGCUGGGACACAGGUAGUGCUGAUGACUUCCCAGUAAAACUGAAACAAAAAGCAUUGCAACUGUGUGUGGGGCCCUGACAACAGAUUUUCUGCUUGCUUGGUAUAUGUUUGCUGGCUUAUGCAAGUUAUGAGUAUGUGUUAUUGUAUUAACUUCAAAUGCAGAAAUUAGAAUUUUUAAAAACAGUUUGCUUGUAAGGGGAAAGAUUCUAAAUUUGAUUUUAGAUCACAAGCAGCUUGGUCUUUUAACCCAAUCUUUGGAGGAUUGAUUUUAAGUCUGACAACCUAGCACAGCCUAUACAUGUGCUCUAAAGUGUUUCUAUUAGAACAUGUUGGAGCAGACAGCUGGAGCGUUCUAAUUAGAAUGCUCCCGUGUGCUGCAGUGCUGCAUGUAUUCCCCAUCCCACGUUUCAGAAUGGCAGUGGGGAGCUUUAACUAAAGCUUGGCAAACAAGCUUUAAGGCACCCAUGUGGCCAUUUUGAAAUGUGGGACACUAAAUACACGAGACACUGUGACGUUUUAAUUAGUGGCUCCCAAAAGCUGCUUGAAUUAAAAUGCCCUUCCCCCACCACCCAGAAGCACAUGUAUUGCCACCCCUAGUGAUUACAAUGCAAGCAGUCUGAUCCUACAGUCUUUGCAUUGUACAGAAGUCAAAUUCUGUGGGCCUGUUUCUGCAAAUGUAGAAGACAAUGUGGUGCUGUGAUGAUAUCAUAACUAUUAGAUAGAUACGGGGUGUGUGUGUGUACACACGUGUGUGUGUGUGUGUGUGUGUGUGUAUAUAUUCUAACCAGUUCUAGGCUUUAUUCUAUACUUGACAUGGUGACAUAAAACCUUUUGUAAACACUGUAGUAAUUUUCAGAGCUGUGAGGGUUUAUGCUGAAGGUUGGUAAAGUUUUCCAGCAGGGGGGCCAGAAUGACCCAGCUCAGGUAUGCACACACACGCACAUGCACAUAAACAUAUGCACACAUAUACAUAUAGUGUAGUUACGGUGUGUAAAUACAAAUAUAUAGUGUAGUUACGUAUAUUUAUAAUGUAUUUACAUAUUAUAAUAUUUGAAAAUGACUUAAUAUUGUGUAUUUUCAUUUUUGGAUGUUUGUCUUGAGACACCAUGCUGAGGCUUAAUGCUGAUCCCCUGUCUUCUGACACAUGGGUCCAUUUUUAAGUUAUUUCAGUUUAGGCACCAUAAAUGUAUGUACCCAAAAUUGCUGUUCUAUUUGAAAAUCUUGGCUUUUAGGAGAGGAGGCAUUUUCUCAGGAUUAUAGUACACAAAUUAAGAAUGGACUUGUUUAUAUAUGUGUUCUUCACCAUUGGCAUUCAACCAGUAAUAAGAGUAACUUUAUCUCUUCACUGGUGCUAUCCAAGGAAAUGAUCAAAAUCCCCGUACAUCUUUCUAAUUUGUAAACAUUUUGUGGAGUUAUAGUGGGAGAUUAUUUCCAGUUCAGCAGCUCAUUUAAGAAUAUGCUUAAAUCCCCUCAGAUUACAGCAGACACUUUAUAAUUAAACUCAGACCUAAAUGCUUUGAUGAAGUAGGUGCAAAAUCAAAUUACAAUAUAUCUCAAGUGAAGUGAAGACAAAAGUGAAGAAAUUGUUUUAAAAAAUCCCAUCUAAAAUAGGAGUAAGUAAUUUAGCUGAUAAUAAAUCACUCCAAAAUAUCAGAAGGUACAAAACAGAGUGUUGCCUAUUGGUAUUUUGAAUAACUGUCUUAGAGUUAUAUUAAAGUAACCUUUAAAGAUUACCUAAAACUAAAUAAAAUAUCUUAAGGAAGAAUAGAUUUGCUAAAAUUAUUUUAUUAUAAAGCAGCUUAUUUUUUUUUAAACCACAAAUGCAAUAAUUCACAAGAGGACUUGUGAUUUACUCUUACAGCUGAGUUGUACGCACAGCUAAGCUGUACUAGAAUAUCCCAUUAUUUUUGUUACCUACUGCCUCACCCUGAUUUGUUCCAUCCACUUAUGUCCUGAUGUUUAGAUUAUAAGCUUCAUGAGGAAGAGACUGCCAUUUACUGUAUGUGUCUCUGCUGUGGAGGGCAACAGCCCUAGACUCUACAGCAAUAGUAAUAACAGGAGCAAUUCCCCAGGGUAAAUAUUCCUAGAAAACAUAAUUCUGUGUGGUCAAAACUCUUCCCUUCUAGCCAAAAACACUCUGGACAUGCCAGUAUACAGUAAGCCAUUGACUUACUUAAGGAUUGCUAUUUAUGGAUCUGUGUGUGUGUGUGUGUGUGUGUGUGUGUGUGUUGGGGGGGGGGCUGUGUGAAAACGUGCACAAUGCAUGCAGGUAAAGUUUUGUACCUUUUUACGAUAGGUAGGAUAUUACUGGCUUCUCGUGAUAUCUUAUAUUUAUAAUGCAGGACACCCUUACAACCAGUAAUAUCCUACCCACUGAAAAGAGACUACAUGUGUUUUCUUAAGUAAAACAUAUUCUUAAGCAUUUUGCUGCACUAAGGUAGAACAUUUAAAACACUUAUCUGGAUGCUGGUAAGAACAGCAGCCUACAACUAGCAGUAAAUCUGCCAGGAGCUGAGGAGCUCAGAAAAAAAUAAAGCGAUUUAGUUUGGAAUGUUCAGGGAAGAGAUCAGCCCCUCUGCACAGAGCAGGAACUGGGGUGCAGCAGGGGGUGGGCAGUACUGACUGGGUCACAAGGGGUGGCCUGCUGUCAGUAGAAGGCUGCCAAUUCCUGAUAUACUUCAUCAGAUGCCGUCAGAUACCAUCUGAAGAAGUACGUUGUUAACUAUGAAAGGUCAUGUCUCCCUCAGUCAGUAAGUCUCUAAGGGCUUUUUUACACAUGCUCCGGGAGGUGGGAGUGGGUGGUGCUUUAAUUAGUGAAUCAUGCUAAUUAAAAGCACCCGAUCAUCACGUGUAUCAGUAUCCCCACACUGAAAAAAUGGUGGCGGUGUGCUCUGCACUAAAGCUUAUCCAAGCUUUAGUUCAAAGCACUUCAUGCCAUUUUGUAGCACAGAGAUGCUGAUACACAUGACGCUAGAGUCUACUGGAGCAUGUUCAUUUCCGCGCUCCAGCAGACUCGAUUAAUUGAGUCUGCUCUGAUGCUCUGUAUUUCCAGCACAUUGAAACAGGCUUCCUGCACGUGUAUAGGAGUCCUAAGAUGUUCCCCCAUUCUGCCUUCAAACUAACACAGCUCUCUGCUCGAAGAAGAAUAUAGAAGUCUUUCCUUCUAGCUACAACAUAAUGGCUAUCUAAGUCAGAACAUGCCAUUAAAUCAUAGGGAUGAUGCACAUAUAACCUUCAUUAGCAUAUAAUACCAGCAUUCAAGUGUUGCCUGCAGAUGUCUACAUUUCAUGAAAAACAGCAAAAUACAAAUAUGCAUAUAUACAAUAAAAGGCAGUUACCUGUGUUACUCUGAAGUCAGCAGGGUAGGGAAGCACCUUAGAUACCAACUAGUUCAGAGGCAUACACUUUUGUAGAUGAGACUCCUUUACCAGAUGCUGUGGCAAAGGAGGCUGCCACCUAUGAAAACUUAUGCUUCUCUAUACCAGUUAAUAUACAUUAUGAUUAUACUGCGAUUAUAAUAUUUUCAUGAAAAAAGAAAGUGAAGUCCUAGCCCCGCUGAAGACAUUGUUACAAUUGCUGUUGGCUUCACUAGAGCCAAAGUUGCAGUCAGUAUAUAUGAUUCAUGAGCCCACUCAACCACAAAUUCAGAAGGUGCCCACUGCCCAUAUGGUCCCUAGUUUGGCAUAAAUGAGAGAGGUUCACGCCUUAUAAUAUAUAUAUCAAUUACAUGCUGUUUCAUUAUGGUGAUUUGCUUGUUUGUUUUAGUGGGCAGUUAAAGGCACUAUCAUUAUUCUUCCUGUUCACAUUAGUUAAUCUUUGUGAGCAUUAGUGAUUCUUAGUUGGAAAAUAGAACAUGAACCUUUCCUCAAGAAUCUCACCUGUAUGCACCCUUAGUCCUGCACAAGUAAUUGGUAACUCAGAGUGAGGGAAAGGGAGAUCAAGCUCUUAAUUUGAGCUGCCUACUUGGAAUAUUAUUUCAAGAUAUUUGUGUUUUCCAAACUCUGAAGUGAAACGAAAGAAAAUGCUCUCCAAGAUGAAAACCCUCUCUUUACUAUCAAGCCAAAGUAGCUGGUCUGGGCAUUGAUUCCUUGCACUUGCCUCAUUCUCAGCUUCCAUGCUAGUGAUACACCUAUAUGGGAUGCUCAUGCAGAACUAAGCCAUGGGCUGCACAGAUAAUUAUAGGUAGUUUUCAACAUUAUUUUCUCUUUCCCCCACUCUUCCUGUUCAAAAUGAGUGAUAUCAGCAACAGCUCACAAAGAAACAACCUAAAGAAGAAGGCUAAGUUUCCCCUCACAGGCUAGCCCAACAACAUGCUUGGUAGCAAACUAUGGUACCUGGAAGAAUUCAGUCAUAAUUGCAGUGGUGUCAAAGGCAUGGCUCAACAUAUCCAAAGCAUAAUUUCCAGCUGGGAUCUACCUGAUUUCCUUUCUGUCCAAAGAGGAGAAAUAAAAGGAACUUUGGCAGUUAUCCUGUCACAGCCCUUGCCACAAACUCAUAUGGUUACAUUAUUUUUUUUAAAAACAAGCAUUAAAGAAAAUAUACUUUGCAAAACUACUAUGUAAAUCAGACACUAUAUUGUAAAAUGAUAGAAUGCUUUUGGUAACAAAACACCUAUUUAUUUAUAAAGAGAAAUCUAUG